AUGGCAGAAACCGGCGUCGCACAUAAAAUCAUCUCUGUUAUUCUCCGCCUUUCCGAACUCUCCUCCGCUAUAAUCGUCCUGGGCAUUCUCUCGCGCUUCUGCUACCUCGCAGGCAUCGCGGAAGCGCAUGUCGACGGACGCAUCAUCUACACCAUCGUCGUCUCGUGCCUCGGUAUUAUUUAUUCCAUCUGUUUCUGUCCACCGUUCAAGGCAAUGUUCUUGAGCUUUCCUUUUGACUUUGUCCUGUUUGUUAUGUGGCUCGUGGCAUACUGCUUGCUCCAGACGAGAACUGGCAGUCACACUUGUUCUGGGAGGUGGUACUACAAUUAUUGGGGCUACUACUGGGGUCGCUUUUGGCGAGUCGGACCAAUUGGGACGGUGAAUGUUGACGCGGUGGGUUGCGCCUCGUGGAGGACAGCCCUUGCGUUUGCAUUCAUCGCGUGGUUUCUCCAUCUUCUGAGUGGCGUUCUCGGUAUAUACGUCUUCCGUACUUAUAUCAAGCUAGACGAGACCAAGACUGAUAUAAAGCAACACGCGGAGAAGCUUGCCAAAGGAGACCCCAAAGUCCAUGGUUAUCAGCGAAAUGUUGAAGCGGCAGACAAUGUCUAG
Molecule: messenger RNA, 609 nt
Organism: Fusarium subglutinans
Lineage: Eukaryota; Fungi; Ascomycota; Sordariomycetes; Hypocreales; Nectriaceae
Exons: 4
Coding region: 1-609 (202 amino acids)
Cellular component (GO): membrane
Source: RefSeq, a predicted model, not a curated record